AUGGCGGCGCACUGGAGCAAUCUGCCUAAAGAGCACAAGCUUGCGCACUUCUCAGCCGAGCUGUCAAGCAUCCUCGAGAACGCCGGGCACAAUGAGAUGUACGGUGUCGAGCUGGCAGCUCCGACAGCAGACAAGCCGGCACCGCACACGACGCUCAUCAUCCUCCAGAAGUACCUUCGCGCGAACGUGGACGACCUCGAAAAAGCGAAGGAGCAACUUACGGCAGCGUUGAAAUGGCGGAAAGAGUAUCAGCCACUCAAGGCAAAGGAUGACGUCUUCGAUGCCGACAAGUUUGCGAGUAUUGGAUACGUGACGAAGGUCAAGGCCGCCAAAGAGACGCCGAACGAGGAGGAUAUAGCGUGCUUCAACAUCUACGGCAAUGCUGCCAAGGAGUCGAAGAAGAUAUUUGGCGAUACAGAUGCUUUCAUCCGCUGGCGAGUCGCGCUGCAAGAGCUCGCCAUUUCUCAGCUCAACCUCAACUCCGCCGACAAGCCCAUUCCAGACUACGGCAAGGGCCCAGAUCCCUACAAGAUGAUCGCCGUCCACGACUACCUCUCCGUCUCCUUCUUCCGCCAGCCCGCCGAGAGCAAAGCCUCUUCACAGAAGAUCAUCGACAUGUUCCAGCGCUACUACCCCGAGACUGUCAGCUACAAGUACGUUGUCAACGUGCCGACCAUCAUGCAGUGGAUGAUGGGCGCGAUGAAGAUGUUGAUGAGCAAGGAUAGCAUUCAGACGAUGACCUGGAUGACAUAUGGCAAUCAGCUAUACCAGUACCUGGGCACUGAUAUACCCAAAGAGUAUGGCGGGACUGGCGCAACCUUGGCGGAGACUGCUAUCACACCAAAGUACGACAGUCAGGAAACGGAGGCGGCAAAGCCCGCGGAGGCCGCUAUCGAGGGCGUCCCAGCCGCUGAAGUGGGAUCCGCGCCAACAGCUCAAGUUGUUGCUGCUGAGACACCGUCUGCCACGAAUGCGGCGCCCGAAGUGACCGGGAAGCCUGAGGAGAAGGCUACAGUAGCUUGA
Fulvia fulva is the source of this 1023-nucleotide messenger RNA. RefSeq names its product Phosphatidylinositol transfer protein SFH5. Bases 1 to 1023 code for a protein of 340 amino acids. The record is from RefSeq and is a predicted model, not a curated record. Gene Ontology annotation, molecular function: phosphatidylinositol transfer activity. The transcript is spliced from 3 exons. NCBI's taxonomy places the organism in Eukaryota, Fungi, Ascomycota, Dothideomycetes, Mycosphaerellales, Mycosphaerellaceae. Gene Ontology annotation, biological process: Golgi to plasma membrane protein transport; regulation of exocytosis. Gene Ontology annotation, cellular component: plasma membrane; cortical endoplasmic reticulum; cytosol.